Dipodomys spectabilis (banner-tailed kangaroo rat) is the source of this 1045-nucleotide messenger RNA. RefSeq names its product chromosome unknown C10orf143 homolog (gene CUNH10orf143). The transcript has 4 exons. NCBI's taxonomy places the organism in Eukaryota, Metazoa, Chordata, Mammalia, Rodentia, Heteromyidae. The coding region runs from base 215 to 541 and encodes 108 amino acids. The record is from RefSeq and is a predicted model, not a curated record.
UCGUCAAACAGCGACCUGGGCGGACGGCCGGCUGCCCGCCCCUGUCACCCCGAGAAGACCGCGGCCUCCGCUCCCGCGGCCCGCAGCCCUCCGCCUGGCGGGGUUCCCGCGCGCUCGGGACCACGCCUCCCCUUCCCGGUCGGCCGUCCGGAGACACGUGACGGGGCGUGGCACCGUCCCGGAGCUCGACGGCCGCGGGGACGCCCGAGGCCGCAUGGACGUCCUGGCGCUGGGCGCGUGGCGGCGGCGGAGGCCGGCGGAGCUACUGGCUGCGGGGGACGCGAAACGGGCCUGCAGGAGAUCAGGAGUCAGUGAGCACGAGUGUGGUUGCCAGCGUGUGGGCACUUGCACCGUGGCGUCCUGGAACACCGAGGACCAGCCGGCUCCGCCACGAGGCUGUGCCCCGGCACCUCCACCUGAGGGCGGCCAGGGAGGGCUGUGCCCAGAGACUCCUCAGCACAGUGGAAGGAGCUCAGCCCAGCCUUGCCCAAGAUGCAUUGCAGGGGAAUCCGGGCAUUUUAACCACACCAGGGACCGCUAAAGAGCAAGCUGCAAAUGAGAAGAUUCUAGUCUGUGUGAUGGCCAAUGCAAACCCCUUACAGAUGGGCACCCACCGGUCAGUAGCGGCCUGGCGGGCUGCUCUUUGCUGGCCAGUUGUUUGUUUGUCUUCUUGUUCAGGUAAUCUUUAUCUUCUGCGCACGAGCCAGAGGCCUCCCUGUCACUUCCAACCUCCCUUGAAAUGUGCUGGAGUAGGGAGAUCAAUUGUACUAUUUAAAAGUUAAAAAAAAUUCUGCACCAAACUCCCCAUGAUGUUUGGGAAUAAUCGUAUCCAGAUGUACAGUAGCUCUGUUUUUAUACUUUCCCAUUGUUUGAGGAUGUAUCCAGGGCUGCUUGCAUACCCUUUUUAAUUAAAAGACUUAUUUUUAUAUUUAAAAUGUUCUGUAAUCUCAAAGUGAAUUUUACUAAGUACUAGUCCUGUUCUGUGUAAUUUUACAGGGACACAACACAUUUUAUAUUAAAAUGGAAAUUGCUUAUUUUCUCUUGA